AAGUGUCCUCAUCAAAAUGCAGAAGGGAAUACGACUUAAUGAUGGUCAUGUCACCUACCUGGGGCUUUUGGCAAAGAAGGAUGGUACGAGGCGCGGGUGCUUGAGCAAAAGGAGCUCAGACAACACGAAAUGGCACACAAAGUGGUUCGCUUUGUUACAGAAUAUGCUCUUUUAUUUCGAGAACGAGUCCAGCUCUCGACCCUCGGGAUUAUACCUGUUGGAGGGAUGCAUAUGCGACAGGGCGCCUUCACCGAAACCUUCGCUGUCAGCCAAGGAGUGUUUGGAAAAGCAGUACUAUUUCACAGUCAGCUUCACCCAUGAAAACCAAAAGGCACUUGAGUUACGCACAGAAGAUGUAAAAGACUGCGAUGAAUGGGUGGCUGCAAUAUCACACGCCAGUUACAGAAACUUGGCCACCGAGCAUGAGACUCUCAUGCAGAAGUAUCUUCAUCUGCUUCAGAUUGUGGAGACGGAGAAAACAGUUGCUAAGCAACUUCGACAACAGAUAGAAGAUGGGGAAAUAGAGAUUGAAAGGCUUAAGUCAGAGAUCGCUGGACUGCUCAAAGACAAUGAGAAGAUCAGCGCCAGCCCCGCAGCCACCCCCUGCGAGGACGACUCAGAAAUCAAGAAGAUCAAGAAGGUCCAAAGCUUUCUGCGAGGCUGGAUUUGCAGGAGGAAGUGGAAGACCAUCAUCCAGGAUUAUAUCCGCUCGCCUCAUGCGGAGAGCAUGAGGAAAAGGAACCAGGUGGUGUUCAGCAUGUUGGACUCGGAGGCAGAGUACGUCCAGCAGCUUCAUAUUCUGGUGAACAACUUCCUGAGGCCACUACGCAUGGCAGCCAGCUCCAAGAAACCGCCCAUCACCCACGAUGAUGUCAGCAGCAUAUUCCUCAACAGCGAAACAAUCAUGUUCCUACAUCAGAUAUUCUACCAAGGCCUAAAAGCCAGAAUAGCGAGCUGGCCAACAUUAGUCCUCGCCGACCUCUUUGACAUCUUGCUCCCGAUGCUGAACAUCUACCAGGAGUUUGUGAGGAACCACCAGUACAGCCUGCAGAUCCUGGCUCACUGCAAGCAGAACCGAGACUUUGACAAACUGCUCAAGCAGUAUGAGGCCAAGCCUGACUGUGAGGAAAGGACUCUGGAGACCUUCCUCACCUACCCCAUGUUUCAGAUUCCCCGCUACAUCCUUACUCUCCAUGAACUUCUGGCCCACACACCCCAUGAACAUGUGGAGAGAAACAGUCUGGACUACGCCAAAUCGAAGCUGGAGGAGCUUUCCAGAAUAAUGCACGAUGAAGUGAGCGAGACCGAGAACAUCAGGAAGAACUUGGCGAUAGAGCGCAUGAUCGUAGAGGGCUGCGAGAUUCUCCUUGACACCAGUCAGACCUUUGUAAGACAAGGGUCUCUCAUCCAGGUGCCGAUGAGCGAGAAGGGCAAGAUCACCCGUGGGCGACUGGGCUCUCUGUCUCUGAAGAAGGAGGGGGAGAGGCAGUGCUUUCUCUUCUCCAAGCAUUUAAUCAUCUGCACCAGAGGUUCUGGGGGGAAGCUUCAUCUCACCAAGAAUGGAGUAGUGUCACUUAUAGACUGCACUCUUAUGGAGGACCCUGAGGGGACAGAUGACGAGUCCAAAUCAGACAAGAGCGGCCAGGACAUGGAGCACCUGGACUUCAAGAUUGUCGUGGAGCCAAAGGACAGCCAGUCAUUCACCGUCAUCCUGGUGGCCUCCUCAAGGCAGGAGAAGUCUGCAUGGACCAGUGACAUCAGCCAGUGCAUCGACAACAUCCGCUGCAAUGGCCUGAUGAUGAACGCCUUUGAAGACAACUCCAAAGUCACAGUACCGCAGAUGAUCAAGUCAGAUUCGAGCCUGUACUGCGACGAUGUGGACAUUCGCUUCAGUAAGAUGAUGAACUCCUGCAAGGUGCUGCAGAUCCGCUACGCCAGCGUCGAGCGCCUGCUGGAGAGACUGACCGAUCUCCGUUUCCUUUCAAUCGACUUCCUCAACACCUUCCUGCACUCCUAUCGCGUGUUCACCACCGCCGAUGUGGUGCUGGAUAAACUCAUCACCAUCUACAAGAAGCCCAUCAGUGCCAUCCCUGCUCGGUCCCUGGAGUUAUUCUUUGCCAGCAGCCAGAACAGCAAACUCCUAUAUGGAGAGCCUCCCAGCUCCCCCAGGGCGAGCAGAAAGUUCUCCUCCCCUCCUCCUCUCGCUAUUGCCAAGAACUCAUCCCCCAACCGCCGGCGCAAGCUGUCUCUCAACAUCCCCAUCAUCACUGGGGGCAAAGCUCUUGACCUGGCUGCCCUCAGCUGCUCCUCAAAUGGCUAUGCAAGCAUGUACUCCUCCAUGUCCCCAUUCAGCAAGACCACCUUGGACAUCAACAAACUGUACGUGUCCAGCCCGAUCACGAGCAAAAUCUCUGACGAGGGAGAGGACAAGAAGGACAAGGUGGAGGAUACCUCAGCGUGUAAACAAGAUCUCUCCGUACGAGAAGAAAGUGACAAUGAUCAAAACCAGAGUGAUGAUGGGGACCCAGAAGCGUCUCCCACCAAAUCUCCAACCACACCAAAAAACAUCAAAUGCAAAAACUCCUCAGAGUUUUCCCUGUUUUCCUACAACAAUGGCAUGGUGAUGUCCUCGUGUCGAGAGCUUGACAACAACCGCAGUGCCCUGUCUGCUGCCUCCGCCUUCGCUAUUGCUACAGCCGGAGCCAAUGAGGGCACCCCUACCAAGGAAAAAUACAGACGGAUGUCCCUCGCCAGUACAG
Messenger RNA from Stegastes partitus (bicolor damselfish), 2759 nucleotides. Its product is annotated as ras-specific guanine nucleotide-releasing factor 1. Gene Ontology annotation, biological process: intracellular signal transduction. Gene Ontology annotation, cellular component: cytoplasm. The record is from RefSeq and is a predicted model, not a curated record. The transcript has 17 exons. Gene Ontology annotation, molecular function: guanyl-nucleotide exchange factor activity. The annotation marks the transcript as partial. NCBI's taxonomy places the organism in Eukaryota, Metazoa, Chordata, Actinopteri, Pomacentridae.